Purpureocillium lilacinum is the source of this 3729-nucleotide messenger RNA. RefSeq lists its product as uncharacterized. Gene Ontology annotation, biological process: DNA-templated transcription. Gene Ontology annotation, molecular function: DNA binding; zinc ion binding. NCBI's taxonomy places the organism in Eukaryota, Fungi, Ascomycota, Sordariomycetes, Hypocreales, Ophiocordycipitaceae. The record is from RefSeq and is a predicted model, not a curated record.
AUGGCUGCAGCUGAAGACGGAAGCGCCCAGGCGCUCGACACUUCCAUACCUACCCAGAGGCUUUCAUGUGAACAAUGCCGGGCGCGAAAGGUCAAGUGUGACCGCAUUCACCCGUGCACACCAUGCACGGGCAAGCAGGUCAAAUGCACAUUUCCCGGCGGCUUCAAGCCCAGGCAAAAAAGGCAACGCCCUGCUGUGUCCAGCUCUUAUGAAGACAAGAUCGAUGAGAUAUCCAGCAAGCUCGACCAAAUCAGGACAGCGAUUGACACGAUUGGGCUGUCUUCUCAUCCAAUCGCCAAUGCACCAGGCACCUCGCACUCCAACGCCUUCCCGCGCGGGACCUUGACUCCGGUCACUUCGUCUUCUUACCGUGGCCAGUCUCCUCUCGCGGCUAGCAAUCGAGAUGAUCUGUCCGAGGUCGAGUCUGAAGAUGACACUCCACUCCGAACACACGCCGCACACGCGGCGGAUUUGGUACAGCAGAUGGUGGACAGCACAUGCUCGGGGUUGACCCCCGAUGUAACCUCCAGCCUCGACGCGCUGCAAAGGAUUGUCCAAACAAAGGCCAAGCGCAAAUUGCAAACCGCGACUACUUCUCCCGCCAAGGGCGCAGAGACCCCAGCGAUCGAAGGGCUGAAACUAUCGCCGCUCGAGACCGCCAUGAUGUGCCUCGGCAUGGUCAGAGAGAACGAAACGAUCAAAUAUUUGUGCUUUUUUGAGCUUGAGUCAGUCGGCGACUUCGUCGAAUAUUUGCCUUCUUGCUAUUCACAAAAACCGUCAAUCACAGACCUGAUAAUCGUCAACGUCGGUUUGGCUCGGAUCUUCUACUGCUGCAGCUUUUACGAGCCCGACGCACACUUACGGGCGGAAUACGAAAGCCAGUCGACUGCUUGUUAUCGAAACAUCGACCUUGUGAUGCCUCAGCUUCCAUUUUCUGCCGCGCAUACGUUCGACCUGGCUCUGGCCCUAUGCAUGGCUUCGUCGCACUACAUGGAAAUUGCAAGACCACGCAUGGCCUGGAAGCUUGCCGUGCACUCGACGCACGUGUGCCAGUCACUGGGGUUCAACCGCGGAGACAUUGAAAACUCGUCAGCCGCCCGACGGCAGAAACGGCUAUUCAUAAUGUGUUGCGUCAUGGAGAAGACGCUGGCAUUCUGCCUUGGGAAGGCAUCCGUAAUCCGCAGUAGUGACAUGCCGACGGUAGACGUUGAGAUGACGGAUGGCUUCAGCACGUCUCUGGAUCCGUUGUGGCGCAAAUGGAUUGACAUUGCUCUUGUGCAGGACCAGGUGUAUGAUGACCUGUGCAGCCCCAGAGCUCUAAUGCAACCGGGCGGCGUGAGAGAUGCUAGAGCGCGGUAUCUGGCUGCUGAACUGGAGAAACUCUUCUUCACGCAGGACAGCGCCGAGACACGAUGCUUGCAAGCAAUCAGAGACAGCGUGGGAGAUACAAUUGCAGACAUCUUUUGGAGGUCCAUGAGGAUAUCAGGACUGGCGAUGCUGACGCUCAUCUACCGGACAGCCCCUCCGGGCACAGAUGCGGGAUCUGCAUUCUCGGCCUCUUGCAUUUCGGCAGCCGUACAAGCCUUGGAAGAGCAUCAACAGUGCAUGCGCCUCCUGGAGAACGUCUCCCACAGCAUGUUGGACUUUUACGUUCAAUGGGCUUUGCUUUCAGCACCGUUUGUGCCGUACAUUGUCGUGUUCUGCCUCACUGUCGAAACUUCCUCGGCUUAUUACCUGACGAAACUCGCGUCAGUUGUCGAAGCAACCGAGAAGGUGGCCAGCACGUAUCGCGAAGUCUACGAAAAACAACUCGCCAUCUUUCGGCUCAUGUACGACGUUGCGUGCAAAUGCGUCGAGGCGAGAAACUCGGGUUCCGAAGCAUCAAGACAACCCGAGAAGCUGGCUGCAGGGACGGUGAGCGUCCCUGCAGACCCGAACAUGACUGCCGCCAGCUCUUCGUUUCCAUUCGACCAGUCCUUCGGAUUCCAAAGCCUCGACCCGACUGUGGCAAGUAUGGGGGCUGACCAUUCUGCGGCCAUGCCCGGCGGCAACAUGGCCGGGCUCUCUCUUGGCGACUGGAUGGAUCAAAACUAUCAGAUAUUUCAGCUGCUAGAGGAGGAUGCAGUAAUGGACUGGGACACGCGAGGGGCUCCGGGCUCCAACACUACCGUCCUGUUCGACAAUUCUACAGCCUUGGACGCUGCAUUGAACGAUAAGACGCUUUUCGAGUACAAAAAUGCCAACGUGACUCACCGCCGAAGGGAUGGCACUGAAGUCUCCGCCGGCAUCCAGAUCCGGUGUGCCAAAUGUUACAUCAAAGGCCUCGCCAGAGCCAAGCUCACGAUUGACGGGUCAUUCAACGGAGGCGAGGUAAUGGACGACGUCAAGAACAGCACCAAGAACACUUUCAACAGCAUUACAGGCUACUGGAACAACGUCACGAACGUCGUCAAAGGAAACGUCAAGAACUUUACUCUUGAUGAGAUCACAACCGAGAUCGAGCAGCUGCCUCCGCCGCACAUCGACUUUAACGUGCACCUCGAAUUUCCAGACUACCAACUGCAAGUUGCCUUUGUCAACACCGAGCUCUACGUAGAGCUUAGCACAAUAUUGUCUUCCGGGCUGAGCUACAGCUUGACGCUUUACUCUUCAAAGAAUCUCGGUGUCGACUUGGGGAACGACUUGUUGCUCGGGGUCGUCUUUUCCAUCGAUCUCCUCCUCAGCGUGGAAAAUGAGAUUGAGAUUAGCAGUGGAUUCCACGUCAAGCUUGACGAUGAAGUUCUGAUGACGAUUGCGUUGUUUAGCAAACAGGCAUCUGGAUUGCAAUUCAAGGGAGGCAAGUUCAGGUUCUUGCCUGUUACUAUUCAGAGCGGGAACACUGUCCUGCGAGCCGUCCUUCGCCUGCAGCUACGCACCGGCUUCUCUAUAAAAGCCUUUGACUCUGGCAUCGACAUUAAGAUUGGCGACUUCUCGCCCAAUCAGCUCACUGCGUCCGCGGGAAUUGAAGCGCGCGUCUACGCAAACGUGGCCGAGUUCGUCACAAAUGUGACGACCCAGGCUCCCGAGGGCGAUGGCAAGCCGGCUUGCGCCCUGAGGGUCAUCCAAGACUACAAGCUGGCAAUCGGCGCCGCGGCUGGCGCAACGCUUGGGUUCCUGGGCACCACGUAUGGGCCCACGCCGGCCACGGAGAUUCCCAUCUUCUACACGACACUGGGAUCUGCAUGCUUGGUCAAGGGAUCUGUAGCCACAAGCAGCGCAUCACCUGUCACCUCCCGAGCCGUGCGUCGCGCCAAUGGAAAUCCCUCGACGUCGACAACCGUCACCGAAGUGACCUACACGGCAACGGCGUGCAUGUCUCUCGGCAUGAUCAACUGCCCAGCUUCGCUGCAGACGGUGUCCAAGAAUGUUGUCACCAAGACCUUAAGCGCGACCGUCGUCUCUGGGUCAUCUGUGGUGUGGUCAAAAGCAGCGGUCACGGCGUUCGCGACAGUGCCCUUCCCAAAGGAUGCCAUGUCGCUCACUGGAUCAUCCGGCACGCCCAAGUCGUACGUCCCUCCGCCGCCAACCACUACGUCGCGGACGCAGACCACGGGACCGUCUGCAUCUCCAACAGGGCUGGGUGCAGUGCUGAGCGGAGAGAGCGGAGGAGUCAGCAACAAGCUCAUCAUCGGACUGAGCGUAGGGCUUGGCCUGCCAGCCGUCGUUGCGGUCAUUGCCGGCGUAAUGUAA